AUGAGUUCAAGAGAUCAAUAGUAAAAAGGUAAUGAAAUGUUAAAUGAGAAAGAGUUUGAAAAUAGUAGAGUUGAAAAUUUACCAGAUAAUAUAGAAGAAUCAUUAAGUAUGCUUAGGAAUAUCUAAAUUACUUUAAAUAAAGAGAAUCAUCUAAAUGUUGCAAGAAUUUUAUCAUUGGAAUUAGAUAAUAAGAGUUCUAUUAGAGUAAAAUAUGAAAUUGAUGGAGAUUCUUUAGAGAUCUUUUUAUAAAAAAGAAGAUCUUGUUUAAGAGAAAAUCAAAUCACUCAUAUAUUCUCUCAGAUUGUACAAGGUUAUCUUCAUUUAAAAAAACUUAAUAUUAUUUACAAUAAUCUUAAUAUUCAAAAUAUAUUUAUAAAGCAAAUUCAUAGGACAAAUAACUUCCUUGUUAAGGUUUAAAUAUAAUAAUAAAAUUAGAUUUCAAAUUAUAGUUAAGUUAUCAUUAAUGAUUUGGCAGAAAAAAGUAUAUAAUAGAAUGCAGAAAAUAAAAAUUAGACAUUUUAUCAUAAUGAGAAAAACUAAAUUUAUUUUGUAUAUUAUUAUUUAAUAAUAUUAUUAGUUAGGAAUAAUAUUAGAAUAAUUAUGUUUUGGAACAAAAUCUUAGAAUUAAUCUGGAUUAAAUAAGUAAUCUAUUUAAAAUUAGAAACUAGAUCAGUUUAAUCGUAAGAUCAACAAUUACCAUCGAAAUUAUAAUAAUUAAUAUAAUAAAUGAUUGUUGAUGAUGAUUAGAAAAGAAUAAGUUGGAAUGAAUUGAUAAUACAUCAAGAUUUAUAACUAACAUAUCUGUUAUUACAUUAAAGAUAUUUUAUUGAUUUAAAUGUUGUAAAAAAUGAAGAAUAUUUUUGUACUUUUGAUUUGAAAAAUGAAUAUCUAAAUUUGUUAACAAAACGUAUAGAUACAAACUUACACUAAAAUGAAAUAGAAUUUGUUAGAUAAAUGAAGAGCAAGGGAAGCCUUUAAAAUAUUAUAGAAUAUAUUGAAAUCAUAGAGGAGUAUCCUUUUACAUAUUUUAUAAUGGAAAAUUGGGAAUUUAAUCUUUACGAAUAUAUAAAUGAUAGAUAAUUUUAAUUAACAUUAGCUGAAAUCUUGUAAUUUUUAUAACAAAUUCUGAAAGCAUAUUUAGAAGUUUAAGCUCUAAAUAUUGUUAAAGUGAAAUUAAAUCCAUAAAACAUAACAGUCAAAUGGAAUCAAAAUAAUCAAAUUUUGUUUAAGGUAUUAUUAAUUCACAUCUUUAUUAGAUUUUAUUAAUAGGGUAAUUAAAAUAAUUUACUUUGGGUGAUAAAUCUCAUAUAGACAUGCUUCAUUAUGAUGCUCCUGAAAUUAUUCUUGGUUCAACUUAAAAUUAAUAAUCAGAUAUUUUCUCAGUAAAUUAUCUUUUAUAUUAAUAGUUAGGAGCAAUUCUUCAUUAUAUCACUUAUGGAAAAAAUGUAUACCCAUCUGAGUUAUAGAAUUUUCAAGAUUUAAAGGAAUAUUUGAAAACCAUCUAAUAAAAUGGUUUUGUGUGUUAAAAACCUUUUAAAUAUGUAUAAAUUAUUUUAGGAUUUAGUUCAAUGACUUCUAUUUGUAGCUAAUUGAUGAAAUGUUAAAAUAUUCAUCUCAAUCCAGGAUUGACUGGGAUAAUCUAGCAAAAAAAGUAAUAAUCGUUUUAUAGAAAUCGCAUAUAAUAUAUGGUCAAAUUAAUUAUGUAUAAAUGAAUCAAGAAGAAAAAGAACAUUUUCGUAAAAUUUGUAAUUUAGAUUAAAUUAUUUAAUAGCAAAGAUUUUAAAAUAACCAUUAAAAAAGAGCGAUAAGCUUAAAUAUAUAGAUUAAUUAUUAGAUCUUCAUCCUUAUAACAAAAGCUUAUAUUACUAAAAAGGUAUUGGUAAAUUAUUUUUAGGAUAACUCUUAUAUGGAAUGAGAGAUCUCCUUUAAUCAAUAGAAUGUUUCGAUUAAGCAAUAUAGAUAAAUCCUAAGAAUGAAUCUGCUUAUAGAAUGAAAUGUAUUUGAGACUUAAUAAUUAUUAGCUCAUCUUUUAUUCACAUUAGGAAGGGGUGAAGAUUAAAUUAAAUGUAUUGAGGACUUAAUAAGAAAUAAUCCAAAAUUUGACAAUUAUAAUUUAAAAGGUAUCUUAUUAAUUUAAGUCUAGCAUUAUCUUUACUAUAAAUGGGAAAGGUCGAUGAGUUAAUUGAAUGUUGUGAUUAAAUAAUUCAGCUAGAUCUAAAAGAUUACUUGGGUUAUGAAGUGAAAGGUUAGAUAAAAUCGAUAUCUUUCGUUAGCUCUUUUUCUACAAAGGUUAACAUUAUAUGACGAAGCCAUAAAAUAUUAUAAAUUGAAAUUCUCCCUUCAGCCUCAUUCUUGUGAUCUUAUAAAUAUAGGUAGUUAUUCUUUCAUAAAAAUAGCUGAGUGCUUACAUCACUUAGGAAAAAAUGAUGAAGCAAAUACACAUUAUGACCAAGCAAUUUAAUAAAAAUCAGAUGAAUCCUAUUAUUAUCAAUCAAAAGGUAUUCUGAAUGAAUAAUUUUUAAGCUAAAUUUUUAAGCCAAUUAGGUAAACUAGAUGAAGCUAUAAAUAUAUUAGAUUUAGGCAUCAAAACUAAUCCAAAAGAUCCAAUAUUUUAUAGUAUCAAAGGUUCAAUUUAAAAUCUAAAAUUUAGCUAAGUUCUUAAUUAAUAAAUAUGAUAUUAGUUUAAUUAAAAGAUAUAGGAAGAUAAGAUGAUGUAAUCAAUUGUUUAGAACAAGGAAUACAAUAUAAUCCAGGGAAUAUCAAAUUCCUAUUAUAAAAUGGUAUCAAAUCUAAUUAUUUAGCCUAAUUUGUAAAACAAAUUUACAAGUAUUAAGAAGCAAUCAAAUAUUUAGAUUAGGCAAUAUUAUUAAAUCCAAAAGAUGUUAAUAAUUAUUAUGAAAAAUGUAUUAAUGAUCAUUAUUAUUUACAAAAAUAGCUAUUUGCCUAUAAGCAUUGAAUCUAAAUGAUGAUGCAUUAAUAUGUUUUAAUUGGGCAAUACAAUUUAAUCCACAUGAUGAUAAGUUGUUUAUGAAAAAGGGUUUUCAAAUAUAUGAUUUAAUUAUAGGUGAAUUGUUAAAGGAUAUCAGGAGAUAUGAUGAGGCAAUUCUAUGUUUAAAUACAGCUUUAUAAAUUAACCCCACAUUAUUCUAUUGUUAUAUAUUGAAAGGUAAAUAAGGAAAUAUAAUUCUUUAGGGUAAUGUUUAUAGUUCUUGGGAAAUUAUGAAGAAGCACUGAAUAUUUUUACUUUUGCAUUGUAAUUGGAUCCAAAUAGCACAUGUUGUUAUGGAUAUAAGGGUAUUAUUUAUUUCUAAACUUAGGCAAUUGUCUAAUGGAAUUGAAAAAAUAUGAAGAGGCAAUUAAGUAAUUUAAAGAAGCUAUAUCAAUUUAUAAUGAUAAUUCUAAUGAUUUUUACAGAAUUGGUAUUCCUAAUUAGUUAAUAUUUAGCUAAAUGUUUACAAUAUUUAAGAAAUUAUGAUGAAGCAAUUAAUUAUUUUAAUUAAGCAAUCUAAUUAAAUCCAAUGGAACAUUAUUAUUAUUUUGAAAAAUGUUUGAAAUUUGAUAAUAUUUAAUAGAAAAUUGUUUAGAAGAAUAGAAGAAAAAUGAGAAAGCAAAACUUUGAGAAAAAAUCUGAUUAACAUUUGGUGUUUUGA
Molecule: messenger RNA, 3650 nt
Organism: Paramecium pentaurelia
Lineage: Eukaryota; Ciliophora; Oligohymenophorea; Peniculida; Parameciidae
Source: the annotation of a GenBank genome assembly